UACUCAUCUCAAGAAUCUGUGCCGGUUCUUCCAACCAAAUUUUGUUUUUUUUUCCUCCUCCUUUAAAAAUAAUGGAUUACUAAAAUUUAUAUAUAUGACUGCAAAAGCAAUAAUAUAAUUUUGCAGAGAAAAAAAACAAAAGUAGUGAUUAACAGAGAGACAAACCAGCUGGUUUACCUGCAACUAUCUACUUCUGAAAAUUGGACUUGCGCAGGUACCUACAAGUUCCGAAGUUAUGUCUUCACAACUUCAAGAUUAAAAAACAUAUAACAAAGUUAAGUUUCAGCCUCUUUUGAGUUCCCCAAUAACAGUAGGCAGAAAUCACGUGGUCUAAUCACAUGACCACCAUCUGAGCAUUUACAUGAGUUAGGUAAUGAGGAUCCUUUGUGACUUUGUCUCUAGUAAAUGAUUAAGAUUAAAGAUAACUAACUCUCCAUCUGAUUUAAUUACAUCAGUCAAAGUAAGAUCACGUGAUCAGAUCCCCAUAACUAUGUGUUCCAACCCCAUGGAAUCUUAUUCUAUAAAGCAACAAACUAUACAAGUCUCUCAUCUCUCUCUCUCAGUAUCUCUAACAUCUCUAUCCAAAAUUUUCUUAAAGUUUCAGUUCUAAGUAAAAAAAUACAAAAACAAACCUAAGAGCUUUCAAGAUUCCCAAAGUAGUUACAAAAAGAAAAGUCUACAAUGAAGAGAUACUGGUCAGUGGCUCUGGUUCUUCUGCUACUAGUAGCUUUCUUUAGCAGCAAUCAUAGCGUACAUGGACGUUCUCUGUUAAGGAUGACACAUUCUAGUCAAGCUGUGAGAGAUUUGCAUACAAGCAAGGAAAUGAAGGAAGAAAAGCUGCUUAGAGGAGAAAAUGAUAGUUUCCGAAGAAUCCCAAGGACUGGCUCAAACCCUAGUCAGAACAAGUAUAACCUCCCUGUAGGUGUUCAAGGAAGUAGGAAACAGCAAAUCACAGCAGCAGCAAGAAAACCUUAAAUUUACAUUUCUUUUUCUAUCAUUUUCCUUCUUAGAUCUUCUAUGUUUCUUUCCUCUCUUGUUUUGUAGAAUAGGUAACUAGACUUUUUUUCUUAAUUAUGUAAUCUACUUGAAAUAUAUGAACUCAUCUUUUAGUUUUGAGGCAUUCAAUCUUAUGGAUCAAGAAAAGAGACUUUAAAGAAUCCUCACACUCGUCGUGUA
This is a messenger RNA of Brassica napus (rape), 1176 nucleotides long. RefSeq lists its product as uncharacterized. The coding region runs from base 682 to 975 and encodes 97 amino acids. The transcript has 2 exons. The record is from RefSeq and is a predicted model, not a curated record. NCBI's taxonomy places the organism in Eukaryota, Viridiplantae, Streptophyta, Magnoliopsida, Brassicales, Brassicaceae.